AAAGUAUACCCCGCCCGCGCUGUCCUAAUGUUGCUGGACGUGACACGAAAACAAUUCAAUCGGUCAGACCGCGUCAAGGCCGUCGACUUCCACCCUACGGAACCAUGGCUCCUUGCAGGUCUCUACAACGGCACCGUCAACAUUUACAACCACGAAACUGGUGCCCUCGUCAAGACGUUUGAGGUUGCUGAGGUUCCCGUCCGGUGCUGUCGCUUCAUUGCGCGGAAGAACUGGUUCGUCGCGGGCUCGGACGACUUCCAGCUACGCGUCUUCAAUUACAACACGCACGAAAAGGUCACCGCAUUCGAAGCGCACCCGGACUACAUUCGAUGCCUUACGGUGCAUCCUAGUGCGAGCAUUGUGCUCACCGGGAGUGAUGAUAUGACGAUCAAGGCUUGGGACUGGGAUAAGCAAUGGAAGUGCAUUCAGUCGUAUGAAGGCCAUACGCAUUAUAUUAUGAACAUUGCCAUCAAUCCGAAGGAUGCCAAUACCUUCGCGUCUGCAUGUCUCGACCGUACCGUCAAGAUCUGGUCUCUCGGCGCUCCUGUUCCUAACUUCACCAUGGAGGCGCACGACAAGGGCGUCAACUAUGUCGAGUUCUACCCUGGUGCGGACAAGCCAUACCUUGUCACUACCGGCGACGACAAGACGGUCAAAAUAUGGGACUACCUCAGCAAGAGCUGCGUGCAGACUAUGGAGAGCCACACGAACAACGUCUCAUUCGCCGUGUUCCAUCCCAACCUCCCUAUUGUCAUCAGUGGUAGCGAGGACGGGACUGUGAAGAUCUGGAACAGUGGAACAUAUCGUUUGGAGAACACCCUGAGCUACGGCUUAGAGCGUGCUUGGUGCAUUGCCGUGCGGAAGGAGUCUAACGAAGUGGCCGUCGGAUUCGAUGAGGGUUCGGUGGUCAUCAAGCUUGGUCGCGACGAGCCAACAUUCUCGAUGGACCCCUCCGGAAAGCUCAUAUACACCCGCAAUAACUCCGUCCUCUCUGCCAACCUCCAAACGGUCUCGGACGAGGGCUUCACCGAAGGUUCCCGCAUAUCCCUGUCCAUCAAGGAACUGGGCUCCACCGAAAUAUUCCCCACAUCUCUCACGCACUCUCCGAACGGCCGGUUCGUUACCGUCGUGGGUGACGGCGAAUACAUCAACUACACUGCUCUCGCGUGGCGGAACAAGUCGUUCGGCAACGGAAGUUCCUUCGCGUGGGCAGGAGACUCAAAUACGUAUGCCGUUUUGGAGGGUAAGCUGAAGGUGAGGGUGUACAAGAACUUCAGGGAGCGUGGUGGGCCGGGCAUGAAGGGCGCGGGCUCGUGGGGCAUCGAGUCGUUACAUGGUGGGACUUUGCUCGGGGCUCGCGGAAAUGGGUUCGUUCUGUUUUGGGAUUGGGAGAGUGGAGAGAUUGUGCGGAGGAUCGACGUUGAGUCGAAGAGCCUGUACUGGUCGAGUACCGGCACGCUUGUGGCGGUCGCGGCCGAAGAAUCGUUCUAUAUUCUUCGUUUCGACCGAGAUGCGUAUAAUGCUAAACUUGAGGAAGGCGCGGAUAUUGGUGAUGAAGGUGUUGAGGAAGCGUUCGAGGUCAUUGCUGAAGUUCCCGAAAGCGUCCGCACCGCGAAGUGGAUUGGCGACUGCUUCAUCUACACCAAUGCCGCCAACCGCCUCAACUACUUCGUUGGCAAUGAGUCGUAUUCCAUCACAAACUUUGACAGGCCGAUGUCGUUACUCGGAUACAUUCCUGCCCACAACCGAGUUUAUGUUGCCGACAAAGACAUGAACGUAUAUGGCUACGCGCUGGCUUUGAGCGUAAUCGAGUACCAGACGGCGGUGCUGCGCGGUGACAUGGACGCGGCUGCUGAGAUCUUGCCCACGGUUCCAAAGGACCAACGGAACAAGGUCGCAAGAUUCCUUGAGGGCCGAGACCUCAAGGAGCUCGCGCUCCAGGUGACGACCGACCCGGACCACAAAUUCGACCUGUCGUUGCAGUUGGAUGAUUUGGACUCUGCGCUUGAGAUUGUGCGGGGGGUACCAGAGACCGAGGCGGAGUCCAAGUGGAAGGCGGUCGGAGAUCGCGCGCUUGCUGUGUGGCGGUUCGAUCUCGCGAAGGAGUGCUUUGACAAGGCGAACGAUCUCGGCGCAUUGAUGCUGCUACUGCUCUCAACGGGUGACAGGAGCGGGCUGGAAGACCUGGCCGCCAAAGCGAGCGAAAAGGGCCAGAACAACAUCGCGUUCGCUACGCUCUUCCAGCUGGCGGACACGAAGGGUUGCAUUGACAUUUUGGUGAAGACACAACGUAUACCUGAAGCAGCCAUGUUCGCGCGUACUUAUGCCCCUAGCCAUGUGCCGAGAGUGGUGGAAGCAUGGCGCGGAGACUUGAAGGCUAAGAACCGCCCAAAGAUUGCAGCUGCCAUCGCGUCGCCAGACGAGCAGGCUGAUCUGUUCGAGGAGGGCUGGGAGGAGGCGUUGAGGCGUGAGGAGCAGGGUGGCGACGAGCCAGCGGCAGACGAGCAGGACUCGCCUGUGCAUGUUGAGGCACCCGCCAUCAACGGAGACGCACAUGCAGGUGCGCAACAUUGAUACUGCUCCUGUCCGUCAUGAUAUCUAACCAUGUCCCGCUGACUACCUGGAGCAGAGUCAGAAAAUGUCCCGAACGGGGUUGUUGAGGAGGAUGAGGAGGAGUCGUGAUUUGUGCG
Messenger RNA from Stereum hirsutum FP-91666 SS1, 2690 nucleotides. Its product is annotated as coatomer protein. Gene Ontology annotation, cellular component: COPI vesicle coat. NCBI's taxonomy places the organism in Eukaryota, Fungi, Basidiomycota, Agaricomycetes, Russulales, Stereaceae. Gene Ontology annotation, molecular function: protein binding; structural molecule activity. The record is from RefSeq and is a predicted model, not a curated record. The transcript has 10 exons. Gene Ontology annotation, biological process: retrograde vesicle-mediated transport, Golgi to endoplasmic reticulum; intracellular protein transport; endoplasmic reticulum to Golgi vesicle-mediated transport. Bases 28 to 2574 code for a protein of 848 amino acids.